Molecule: messenger RNA, 552 nt
Organism: Aspergillus thermomutatus
Lineage: Eukaryota; Fungi; Ascomycota; Eurotiomycetes; Eurotiales; Aspergillaceae
Product: glutaredoxin
Exons: 3
Coding region: 1-552 (183 amino acids)
Biological process (GO): cellular response to oxidative stress
Cellular component (GO): cytoplasm; nucleus
Molecular function (GO): glutathione disulfide oxidoreductase activity
Source: RefSeq, a predicted model, not a curated record
AUGAGCCACUCGGGGACGAUUACUAAGCAUUCGCCAUCCGAUAACAUCAUCGGCUACCGGGAAUCUCACCCAUCCCCAAUCUGCGCCAGCGACAAACGUCAACGAACCGCUCUUCCACCGCAUAUAAACCCCCACCAACCACCUCCUCCUCCUCCCUUUCACUACUCCACCAACCAGUCGCCCACCAUAGCUUCCAUAUUCACCCGUCUGUUCGGCUCCUUCGCCGGACCCUCCCCCGCAGCCAUGUCCGCCGCAAAGACCAAAGCCCAGAACCUGAUUAACGAGAAUGCCGUUGUGGUGUUCUCGAAAUCCUACUGCCCCUACUGCCAUGCCAGCAAGCAGACGCUCAAGGACCUAGGCGCGAAGUUCUAUGCGCUGGAGUUGGAUGAGAUUGAUGAUGGACGCGAAAUCCAGAAUGCGCUGUUCGAAAUCACGCGGCAGCGGACCGUGCCGAAUAUCUUCAUCGGGCAGAAGCAUAUUGGUGGGAACUCGGACCUGCAGGCUAAGUCUGCGCAGUUGCCGGCCCUGUUGAAGGAGGCUGGUGCUUUGUAG